Eucalyptus grandis is the source of this 1025-nucleotide messenger RNA. RefSeq names its product mitochondrial intermembrane space import and assembly protein 40 homolog. Gene Ontology annotation, molecular function: protein-disulfide reductase activity. Gene Ontology annotation, cellular component: mitochondrial intermembrane space. The record is from RefSeq and is a predicted model, not a curated record. Gene Ontology annotation, biological process: protein import into mitochondrial intermembrane space. NCBI's taxonomy places the organism in Eukaryota, Viridiplantae, Streptophyta, Magnoliopsida, Myrtales, Myrtaceae.
AUAAGCACAGGAAAACCCGCGGUGCGUCGUGCGCUAACCCCACGGGACGGUCUUCCUCUGUCGAUCGCGCCGCCGCUGCAAAUUUUCCAGUCCGACGCCGCUGACUGGCGUCUGAUAAGACCCCCGUUUUUUCGGACACGACACUGAUCAGCGAAUAAACGAUCCGAGGCGUUGGUCGCAUUUUCACGCUAUCCUUUUCUUUCGAUUGAGAUAACCGCCCGCCUUUUUCACCGCACGGAAAAAGAUGGGUCAAGCUCAGAGCGGCGUGGCAGCAGCGAGCGAGGCGGCGACCUCGGACGAUCAAUCUCGAGGCGGGCUGUCGGCAUCUCCGUCUUCUUCCGGCGCUGCUUCGAGCAUGGAUUCUCUGAUUGCGGAAGCUGCAGCAUAUGCCAAUGAUGAAAAUGAGUCUCUAGAUGCGAAGGCACAGAAAGCUUUGGAAUGUCCAUGCAUAGCUGACUUGAGAAGUGGCUCAUGUGGAAACCAAUUUUCUGAAGCUUUUGUGUGCUUUUUGAAAAGCACUGCUGAAGAAAAGGGCUCGGAUUGCGUCCAUCCGUUUGUUGCUCUGCAGGCUUGUAUCAAAGCCAAUCCGGGCGCAUUCUCUAAAGACGUUUUAGAAGGUGACAACGACGGUCAAGAAGAGGAAGAGCCGAAGCAAGAAUACCGAAUCAUCCCUCCCACAUGGUCCAAAGAAUCGCACAAUGCGAACUCCAAGCUUUAGCACCAUUUCCCUUAGCCUCCCCUCUUGCUUGCACAAGGACAUCUAGCAGUUAGAAAAAUUGUUAGUCAUUUCAUCUCCGUCAUUUAGGUAUCACAGGAGCAUUCAUUACUAUGCAAUAGCCAAUGAUCUUCUCAUUAUGAUAGCCUUGGAAAUAUUCUCCUACCUCUGAGCCCGAAAUAUAAUUCAUAAGAUGUGGUUCCAUUUAACAUUGGAGCAGUUAUUACCACCUUGUCGGAUAUGCGAAAAGACCGCUCGCGUUUAUUUGCUAAUAAAUAUUACGGAAACUCGAUUAGUAUGUUUUAAAUCA